Messenger RNA from Stegastes partitus (bicolor damselfish), 3165 nucleotides. RefSeq names its product p53 apoptosis effector related to pmp22 (gene perp). The coding region runs from base 736 to 1290 and encodes 184 amino acids. The record is from RefSeq and is a predicted model, not a curated record. Lineage: Eukaryota; Metazoa; Chordata; Actinopteri; Pomacentridae. Gene Ontology annotation, biological process: cell-cell adhesion. Gene Ontology annotation, cellular component: membrane; cell-cell junction. The transcript has 3 exons.
GUUGUUUAUUCAUAUGUGACUACAUCAGGGUGACACAGACACUUUGGCAGCAUUGUCCAUUCAUUAAAUCCACCAAGGUGCAUUGGGAUCAGUCAAGGUUAAAGGUGGAUGCAGACAUGUUUCCAAUAUUAAAAGUCUUCCUGGUGCUGUUUUUUCUUUCUUCCUCUGUAUUUCUUAUUUAUUAUUAAAUAGAACUUUUUUCUUGUUUGAGCUGGGUCGCCAUCUAGUGGCAGCUUGACGCGGUGCCUCACCAUUCUGUCAUUUUCCUGCCUUCUCUCUCCUUCCCUGCCUCGCCUCCCUCCACCCACCACCUGCUCUCAGUCCUCUACCUACCUAACUACUUACCAACCUGUUGUAAUCCUUCGGCUAGAAACUCAAACUUGACGCAUUGGGAAAAAAAUCAUUUCUGGGCGUCAGGACUGAGGUGAAAGUGGCUCCCCGGCGGCUCUUGCGUGUUUCCUCGGUGUGUAAUAUGACACAGUCAGCUGGGCUGGGCCUGAUUCAGCCUCUGUAACAAGCCCAGCCCUUCAGGUCCCAAACCUGGUUGACGGCUGCAUUUCACUCUCGGGUGGGGCUGACGCUUUUUUAUCUCGUAUCCACACCUCAGACGCUCACAUUCAGCUCUGCGCAAAGACGCACGCCAGCACCGGGACGGACUAGAAACUCUGCGCACCUCUCGCCCAGCCGCUCGUCCUUCUCUCUCUUCCGCCGCUCCAAGCACUCAGAUCGUCGGUCAUGUUCCGCUGCGGGAUCGCCUACCCUCGAUGCAGGUGGAUCGUGCCCCUGCUGCUGGUCUUCGCCAUCAUAUUUGACAUUAUCGCCAUCGCCGCCCAGUCGGGAUGGGUCGAGGACGAGGACGCCAAGACUCACUACGCCAGUAUGUGGGACCAGUGCCGAGGCAGGAAUGACAACUGGGAGUGCAAGUCGCUCAUGGAGUACUCUUGGGCCCAGGCCGUCGCUGCUCUCAUGAUCAUUGGCCUAAUCAUCCUCAUCCUCGCCUUCAUCCUCUCCGUUUUGGCUAUGUGCAACCUCAACAUCGGCAUGCUGCCCGUCGUGGGAAUUCUGCUGAUCAUUGUUGUCAUCUUUCAGGUCAUCGCUCUGAUCAUCUACCCCGUCAAAUUCAACGAGCUGAUCUUCGAGGGCAACUACUUCUACACCUGGGCCUACGGCUUUGGCUGGGGCGCCACCAUCCUCUGCCUGGGCUGCGCCAUCCUCUUCUGCUGCCUGCCACGUUAUGAGGACGAGCUGAGCGGCAACGCCAAGGUCAAAUACAUCUAUUCCAGUGCUUAAAGACCAAAAAGAAAGAAAGAAAAAAACCCUGCACACCCCACCCAGUUACAGCCAUUUCCGCUUUUCACUCUCGAGCUGGAUCUGCGCUGGCCGUUGAACAUUUUUACACUGUACCAUUUCACCAAAGAUCCGCGAUGGCUUAGUUCAGAUAAUCCUGGUUCAGCAAUGGGAAGCCCCUCACCGACCAUCCAAAGAGUGAAAGCGAGGAGGGAUUCUAACUGGAGUGGACUGUGAUUGGAUGUUGCUUUAAAGUGUACAAACCUCUAUUUUAGAUUAAGUCGGCAUCUCCAGAAAUGUUUUAUACCAUUUUUUUUUUCUUCUCCUCUCCACAUGAAACAUAUUCCUCAAUUUAACUGUACUUUUUAACUGUAACUCUCAAUGCAAGAUCACCCAAGUGCGCUUAACUUAAAGGAGGUGAUUAGGUGUAAAACAAACUAAACAAAAAACAUAGCUUUCACCUGAUUUAUCUCCUAAAAUCUGGAAUGUUUUUUUGCACAGGCUGGAAGAUAAAUCCAUCGUUUGGUUUUGUCCUGUGUUUUAAAUUAGUUUUUCUUCGUCGUGUGUCUUUUUUUUUCCCAAUAUGUUGUUGUGCAUAAGGUAAGAAGGAAGCAAAGGUUUGGACUCAGAAGCUGAAUGUAAUCUACACAUAUAUAGAACUGUACAUGUAGUUUUAACAGUCGUGUUUGCACCUUUUUACGCGUUUUUCUUAUCUGCUGUUUGUCUCCAGAGUUUUGUAUUCUUAUUAUUACCAAAGGGGGUGUAGCUGUGGGAGUUUGCCGUGCUGUCGUUGGACGUGUUGUGAACGCUGAUAAUAAUUCAUGAGUAGACGUGUGGUGCGACGCUUCAUGUGACACGGAGGAAGAAGAAGAGGUGUUCUUGAAUUGAACGGGAAGCAGAUUUUUUAAGACGAAUUUCCGCUAUGCUUUAACCAUAGUCUUACUCAAAAAUGUUCUUGACUACUCAGUUUUUCCAAUUUGAUCAAAUGAUUUUUUUUUCUUUUUGCAAUAUUCCCUUCCAGAGAAGAGUCGCUCUACAACCUGUAAAUGAAAAUUUUCGAGAUGGUCCAAACUGCCUUGUUUAAUAAAUGAUGUCAAAAUUGUGGUUUAAAGGGAACAAGACAAAUUUAGAAGCUAAUUCUGUGUUUUUUUUCAUGUUUGUCGCCUCAGUGUAGGCGCAUUCAGAGGGAAAGAUAAAUCAUUUUUUAGUCGCAGACAGACAACCAAACAUCUAUUUUCUAGGUUCUGAUGAUGCCAGUUUGGCUAACCCUGUGUUGGCUGGUUGAGAUUCUGAGGCCAAGUUGUACAAUCGUCGGACUCGCUGUGUGUAAAACCUGUGCCUUAGCUUCUUCUUCUUCUUCUGUUAUUGAAACCUCGAAUGUUCAAUCCAACUGGUCAGUCUGGUUUUACUGACUAAUUCUGUUCAUGCCCAAACAAGAUCAAAUCACUUUUUCUUUAAUUAAAAGGAAAGACUUUUAAAAGAGAAAUUUGCAACUGGAGGAUGAUAAAAGAGAAGCGACAGCUGAUUUUUGAUACGUGGCCAUAAUCCAACUUAAUGAUCUGACCUGGAUUCUUUUACGCUGUUUACGCAGCAAAUGUCUGCUUAAAAAGCUCCUUUGGUUUUAUAAUUUUAACUGGUAAUCUGUCCGGAAACGGGCAGUUUUACACUUGAAGACACUAAACUGCAUGUCCCGGAGGUCGAGGUGAAAACAUGCUUUUACUUGUGGGAAUGAGUCUGUUUUCAACGCCAGCAUUUUAAAUCAUUACUGUACUAUAGGGAAUGUCUCAUUGGAAAUUCCAGCUGGUUUUUCUGCUGUAGUAUGAAUUAUUUUUUGUAGUCUGUGUAUUUUUAUGCAAUAAAGAGUUUCUUUUAUUUGAA